This is a messenger RNA of Asterias rubens (European starfish), 2360 nucleotides long. RefSeq lists its product as uncharacterized. The coding region runs from base 41 to 1132 and encodes 363 amino acids. Gene Ontology annotation, molecular function: A2-type glycerophospholipase activity. The record is from RefSeq and is a predicted model, not a curated record. Gene Ontology annotation, biological process: arachidonate secretion; phospholipid metabolic process. The transcript has 3 exons. Lineage: Eukaryota; Metazoa; Echinodermata; Asteroidea; Forcipulatida; Asteriidae.
AGAGCCAGACAGAACGUGUGCAUCUUUAUUGUCAACUUUGAUGAGUGUGGUGUACAUUGGUGCUCUGGCGUUACCGUUAAAUACUGAUGGAAAGACCGGGUUUAUCAGCGUGAAUCGGCAAAACGGAGAGCGGGUCAUCACGGCGCACAUCGGCGGCAUUUCGGCCAUCGAGACGGCAACCGGCGAAUUGACGAACCAGUCAUUGAAUGAUGGAUUCUUUACUGACGACGAGAACAGCCGAGUCCAGCCGAGCUUCAUAUUCCGCGAAGUCACAGACGGAUUUGAGAUAGCUCGGGUUAUAUACGACGGGAACUACACCGCUAAAAACUUCUUCGUCUCGUUGGAUAAAGAAAGCAUUCGUGAUCUCCAGACUAGGGUGAAGUCGAAAGCACCUCAGGCAGCCCACCAUCAUGAGUCCAAGACAAAGCACCCAAACAAUUGGUCUUUUGACACUGUGUCCACGCUACCAGAGUAUUUGCAAUACAUGUACAAUGCUACUGAUGUCACCACUGUACAAUUCAACGGCAGCUGGACGAGCGUACCGACCUUCAUUCGUUCCAUGAUAAGUCUAGACUACAUUAAAUCCCAGUGCAACAAACUUUUCAGCAAGUUCCCCAGCCGCACAGUGUCAGGGGCAACUAGAAGGCACCGGAGGGGCUUGUUGACCUAUCCAAAGACCCUAUGGUGUGGCAAGGGCACCGAGGCGAAGAACUACGAUGAGUUAGGAGAGGACAGGUCGGCUGAUACCUGCUGUAGGGCACAUGACACCUGCCCUUACCUACAAAUCGAGCCGAUGGAUAGCAAACUCCAUCUGCGAAACAUUGCUCCGUACACUAUCAGCCACUGCAAAUGUGAUAAAAUGUUCCAUAACUGUCUAAAGAGAGCGGACACCCCCGUGGCCAAGGGAGUCGCUGACGUAUUCUUCAACAAAUUGAAGCUCAAAUGUUUCGUCACCCGACUGAGAAAACAGUGCCUGGAGACUGAUUGGAUCGGCUCUUGCCUCCGGAGGGAGAAGACCGAAACGGCAGUCAUUAGGGAUGCUCGUCCCUUUCCAGAGGGUAAAAACUUUACAAAGGAAGAGAAAGCUUUGAGGCGACUGAAACGCAGACAGCUUCUGGAAGAACUUAGUUGAUUCAAGUCUAUAAUAUUAUCAUCAUAGUCUUUCGUCGCUACUUAAUAAGUAGCGACGCUGUGUUUUGUAUUAGUCACCGAUAGAGGGCGCAACAUGGACUGAUUCCUAGUGGAGGCUGACUCAGAGGGACUGGCUCAGUUAAUGAAUCUGAUUCAGUUUGAUCCACAUGUGUGACAGAUAUUUCCUUUCCAGUAAUUCGUGUUGCUUUCUCAACUAACUUUUCGCAAAUACCCACGCGUAAAUCUUGGAAUUGAGUGCAUUGUGGUCUAGUUGGUGAUCAAAUUUGAUCCAUAGCUAUCCCACAAUGCACCCCAUUCAACAGUUUGCGCUUGCGCAAUAGUAUUUGCUAAAAGGUCCAUGAGCGUCGCCAAUCAACACUAACUUCAUCUAAGACAAUUUUCCUUAAAAUUAUUGCAGUAGCUUACUGAGCUUGUGUUUGCUGAGGUUUGUUGUACAAAAUAGUCAAGGAGUUUUAAGAGUCUUUUGUAUAUUAUUGUUUGAAAUAUUUCAGCCAUAGAUUUUUGCAAUGGUUUCCAGCAAAAUUUAUUUCGAUUUAGGCAUAUUAGAUAUGUUUUUUCAAAGAUAAGGGAGAUUUUAGCUGAACGUUACGCGAGCAAGUACAUGAACGUGCACGCGAACGUCACAUAAUUGUGUUGUUUCUAGGUGACGUAACCACUUUUGGGCUUUUUUCAUCCUCACUAUUCGACGUCUGCACGUACGUACCUGACGUAAAAAAUUGUAACUUCACGUAAGUUAUGUUCACAGUCACGUAUUUGCUUGAGUAAUGUGCAGCUAAACCUCCCCAUUACUAAAAAAAAAAAAAUAGCCGCGUUAGACUGACAGAUAAAAGGUAGUGGUAGCACUGAAAGAUUUAAAACAGCACAACAAACUGCAUGGGCUUUCGUAGCAAUCAGAUGCAAGUCUGUGUUAGCCUUUAACCUUCCUUGGUUUGCAGAAUGUGGAGGACAGAACGGAGUUAUUUAUAAGCAGUUGUAAGGAGCACAGAAUCUCUGAAAAUUUUGCUGUGUGUCUGAUAAAAUUGUAUGCCACGCGCGCACUUGUUGAAGUCAACAUGUUGUAAGUUAGUGUGUAUACACUCUAUUACCGAAAAAAUGCGCAAUAAAAAAUGCUCGCUCGGGUGAGCCCCGACAGGAGCUAAACGAACGACCACUCACCACUCUCGUAGUGACGUCAUGCACCUGGGGCCAGCCCCAAGUGCCCACUCCUC